Molecule: messenger RNA, 417 nt
Organism: Vicia faba (fava bean)
Lineage: Eukaryota; Viridiplantae; Streptophyta; Magnoliopsida; Fabales; Fabaceae
Source: the annotation of a GenBank genome assembly
AUGCAUAUCGAAGGCGAAUACAGUGGUGGUGCAGUGGAGAGAGGCGAAUCCGCGGCAGAUCUGCGUUUUGAGGGCGCAGGGACGAAGCAUUUGGUCGGAAAUAGGGGCGGUCUUCGGUGGCUGUCGCUGAUGCGGCAGGUGGAGGACGUCAUUGUUGGCUGGACGACGAGACUGGACUGGUGGUUCCCGCGGAGGUCUUCUAUGCAGUACGGUGGAAUUAAGGAGGAUCGAGACGCGACGGCGACAAGCAGUGGUUCUGUGCAUGGUGGUCGUUGCAAUCCGGAGCUUCCAAUUUUAUUUCUUCUCUUGAGUUUGUUGUUAUUGAUUCUUGCAAGUUGUGUUGAUAAUUGUUUGUUUUUGAAUUAUUUGUGUUCAAUUUGUUUCUUUGAAGGCCUGCCCCUAAUCUUUAGGGUCUGA